Molecule: messenger RNA, 3890 nt
Organism: Clupea harengus (Atlantic herring)
Lineage: Eukaryota; Metazoa; Chordata; Actinopteri; Clupeiformes; Clupeidae
Gene: ptk2ba
Product: protein tyrosine kinase 2 beta, a
Biological process (GO): protein phosphorylation; signal complex assembly
Cellular component (GO): focal adhesion; cytoskeleton
Molecular function (GO): ATP binding; protein tyrosine kinase activity
Source: RefSeq, a predicted model, not a curated record
GUGGCCAGAGUUUUUAGGUCUUAGCUGUCCGCAGUUGUUCUUCUAUGGGACAGGAUCUUAAAACCGUUUAGUGUACCGUGAAGAAGAGGCUGCCUAGAGGAGGUCCUUUCCAUCAGAGAUGAGGCAACCUAUGGUGUGACGUUGAGCACAGAGAUGGCGGGGGACACCAGUACGUUGUCCUGGAAACUGCCGAGCCCCCCCUGUCUGCAGGGAGACUCAGGGGCCCCUGAUCUUGGGGUUGCAAGUGAUGAGCGGCCCACCAAGAUCCUGAAGGUGUGCUUCACCAGCAACAGCUCAAACCCAGGCAAGAACUUCAAACUGGUCAAGUGUGACAGCACCUGGGAGAUCAGGGCCAUCAUCCAGUCUAUCCUGGACAGUGGUCGGCUUGGGCCAAACAUCCAGUACCCACAAUGCUUUGGGCUCCAGCUGAAGCACCUCAAAUCCCACGAGGUGCACUGGCUCCACCCAUUGAUGACUGUGGGGGAGGUGGAGCAGAAGUAUGAGCAGCAGCAUGUGGAGGCAGAGUGGAGAUAUGACCUGAGGAUCCGCUACAUCCCCAAGGACUUCUUGGAGAAGUUUAAAGGAGAUGAAACUACUCUGCUUUAUUUCUACCAGCAGGUGCGCUCUGACUACAUGCAGCACUACGCCUCCAAAGUGAGUGAUGGUAUGGCCCUACAGCUGGGCUGCUUGGAGAUACGGAGGUUUUGCAAAGACAUGACUGCCAACGGUCUGGAGAAGAAAUCGAAUUAUGAGCAGCUUGAGAAAGAUGUGGGCCUCCACCUUUUUUUCCACGAAGAGCUCAUCGACAGUAUGAAGGCCAAGCAGCUAAGGAAGAUGAUUCAGCAGACCUUCCUGCAGUACGCCACUCUGAAGGAGAUGGACUGCAUCAUGAAGUUCUUCCAGACACUCGCUGUCUUCAACAGCUGUGACGAGGAGGUCUUCGCCUGUGAACUUGUGCAAGGCUGGAGUUUGGCUGUCGAUUUGGUCAUCAGUCCCAGAGGCAUCUGCCAGCGCACAGACAAGAACUCCACGCCCGUCUGCCUUGCGACCUUCGACAAGGUGAACAGUGUGAGAUGCUCUCAGAAGGACGGUGAAAAAGCACAUUUAUCUUUAGAAAUACAAGGGGCCAAACAGCCUUUGACUGUAAAUACAGUCACUCUCUCCAUAGCUGAGAACAUGGCCGACCUCAUAGAUGGCUACUACCGACUGGAGAAAGGCAAUGACGCAUCAGUAAUUGCCAGGCCUAACAAAGGUCGAGAGAAACAAAUAUCCCUACCUCCAAUUCCAGACAAAGGCGGCGUAAGCAAGCGCAUCAGCACUGAGAGAGUAGGGUCAGACAUAUACGCAGAAAUCCCAGAGCAGAAUGCUGUGCAGACUGUGAAGUAUGGCCUGGCGAGGGACGAUAUUGUCCUGGGUCGCAUCCUCGGCGAAGGCUUCUUUGGGGAAGUUAAUGAAGGCUGCUACAAAAGUCGGACUGGUGAGAACAUCAGUGUGGCUGUGAAGACGUGCAAGGACUGCGCUCCCGAUGUAAAGGAGAAGUUUAUGAGUGAAGCAGUAAUCAUGAAGAACCUGGAUCAUCCCCAUAUUGUGAGACUUAUCGGGAUUAUUGAGGAAGACCCGGUGUGGAUCGUCAUGGAGCUUUACCAGUAUGGAGAGCUUGGAAAUUACCUGAUAGAGAACCAGCGCACCCUGACCAACGUCACCCUGCUCCUCUACUGUCUCCAGAUCAGUAAAGCUCUGGCCUACUUAGAGGGGGUUAACAUGGUGCACAGAGACAUUGCUGUGAGGAAUAUACUGGUGGCGAAGGCUGACUGUGUGAAGCUGGGAGACUUCGGCUUGUCAAGAUACAUAGACGAGGAGGAGUAUUACAAAGCCUCCAUCAGUCGACUGCCCAUUAAAUGGAUGGCACCAGAAUCCAUCAACUUCAGACGGUUUACAACAGCAAGUGAUGUGUGGAUGUUUGCUGUCUGCAAGUGGGAGAUCAUGAGCCGUGGCCAGCAGCCUUUCUUCUGGCUAGAGAACAAAGAUGUCAUCAACCAGCUGGAGAAGGGCGUACGUCUGCCCAAACCAGAGGCCUGCCCCCCAACGCUCUACUCUGUCAUGAGCCGCUGCUGGACCUACGACCCCCACCAGAGGCCAAAGUUCACCGAGCUGGUCUAUAAGCUGAGCGACGUCCACAAGAUGGAGAAGGAGCAGGAGGUUGAAAUACAAAGGGACAGAGCUCGCUCCUGUAGAACUGUACAUGAGCCCCCACCAAAGCCAUCACGGACGAGGUCCUCUUUUCGCCAUGGAAACACCUCGGGCCUUCAGAUUCAGCUGCCUGAGGGGCUGUGUGCCAGCUCGCCCACCAUCGCUAGCCCGCCGGACCCGCGCGCCACCUUCCUGCAGGGCAGCUGCACGCUCACACUGCCCGUGUCGCCACGCCGACGCAGUAUGGGGGAGAGAGAGGCGCCGUCCAGCAAGGAGGACGCUCAAAUCCUCUGGGAGAUGGAGAAGCUGCACAUGCAUGACACCCUGAGGAGACAGAAGCAGGAGAUGAGGGAGGACAAUGACUGGCUCAAACAGGAGGAGAAGAUGCUGGAUCCAAUGGGACAGGAUGAAGCAAAUACGAAUUGUGAGAGAUCAGGAUAUGCCCAGUUCAAAGGUCCUCCAGAGAAGCCUCCUCGACUGAGUGCCCAGCCAGCCCCAACUGCAGAGCUGGAUCGGUCGGAGGAUGCGGUGUACAACAACGUCAUGGAGAUGGUGAAGAUGGUGGUGCAGCUGAAGAACGAUGUCAACAUGCUGCCCCCCUCUGAAUACGUCAACUUGGUGAAGUCUGUUGGGCUGACCCUGCGGAAACUGAUCAACAGUGUGGAUGAAGCCCUUCCAAACUUGGACACGUCUUGCAAGACAGAGAUUGAGGGCACUCAGAAGCUGCUGAAUAAAGACCUGGCAGAGCUGAUCAGUAAGAUGCGUCUGGCUCAACAGAACGCCAUCACCUCGCUGAGGGAGGAGUGCAAGAAGCAGAUGCUGGCUGCGGCGCACACUCUGGCCAUGGACUCCAAAAACCUCCUGGACGCCGUGGACCAGUCCCGGGUCCGGGCCAAUUCAGCCAAACCAGCCUCUGAGCCAACUUAGCCCUGGGCCAUCCACCAGGGAUCUCAUCGCCUUGGUACUCCCCAAUCCAGAGACAUUCAGCUGGGGGGAUUCAAGGAGCAUGCUACUGAAGAUGGGGUUCUUAAACCUCCUCAGGGUCCUUAGAGGACAAAAGUGCCUUUUGACACCGCUACAGUAGUUCCCUCUCAGGUCCAAAUAAUAUUCAAUAAAUCACUAGGAUCCUAAUGACAUUUCAAAAUAUCAGGCAGGUUCACAUUCCCUGCAGUUUUAAUAGAACUGAAAGGACAUCUUCAGUCCACUAGUGAAGCUCUGAAAGGCCAUCGUACACCAAAUGGAGACACGUGACUUCUUUUUUUUUUUAAGGGUCACAUACAUGUGUGAAAUUAGAGAACCCUAUGCUGCAUAACUUGAUAAAACUUAUAUUUAAGAUGUCAUGAAAAGUGUAUUAAUGACCCGGUCAUACAUGUGUCUGUGUGUAAAGUAGAAACCACUCAAACACACACAGGCAGACCAGUAGUACAAUGUCUGGACUGGAGGGUCAUUUUCAAAACAUCUGGACUGGAGGGCCAUGUUCAAAACAUCUGGAUGUUGUGGGCCUUCAGUGUUACAUUCAAAAGAAAAUGAACUGAUUUUAUUUUACUGAACAUUUUUUUUUUUACCAUGGUACUUAAUAUUUGAGAAAAAGAGAAAAACAGGGUGUUUAUUUUUUGAAAGACAUGAAUGUUAUUGUGUGUCCAGAGUUUUUGCUGUAGGCAUAGCCUCAGUUUUUAUGAAAUAAAUACAUAAAAUAAUAA